Rattus rattus (black rat) is the source of this 830-nucleotide messenger RNA. RefSeq names its product spindlin-2-like. Gene Ontology annotation, biological process: regulation of DNA-templated transcription; gamete generation. The record is from RefSeq and is a predicted model, not a curated record. The transcript has a single exon. Bases 78 to 773 code for a protein of 231 amino acids. NCBI's taxonomy places the organism in Eukaryota, Metazoa, Chordata, Mammalia, Rodentia, Muridae. Gene Ontology annotation, cellular component: nucleoplasm; cytosol.
GAGCCCUCCAGGACCCAGAAAGCAGAAGAGCAGCAUACCAGCAAAGCUGCAGGACAGGUCAUGGAAAAACGCAAAAGAUGAACAAGAAAAGAGCUGGUCAGAAGAGGCAAAGAAGCAGAUCUCCAACCCCGCCCCGAGGGAACAUCGUGGGCUGCAGAAUUUCUCAUGAAUGGAAGGAAGGAGAUGAGCCCAUCACUCAGUGGAAAGGAACUGUGCUGGAUCAGGUGCCUAUCAAUCCCUCUCUCUACCUGGUGAAAUACGAUGGCAUUGACUGUGUCUAUGGACUGGAACUUCACAGAGAUGAGAGGGUACUGUCCCUAAAAGUUCUUUCCAACAGGGUGGCAUCAUCCCAAGUCAUUGACCCCAGCUUUGCUGAUGCCAUCAUUGGCAAAGCAGUGGAACAUGUAUUUGAGGGCGAGCAUGGCUCUAAGGAUGAAUGGAGAGGGAUGGUCCUGGGCCAAGCUCCUAUCUUGGAUGCCAGCUUUUAUAUUACUUAUGAGAAAGAUCCUGUGCUUAACAUGUACCAGCUUCUGGAUGAUUAUAAAGAGGGUGACCUCCGUAUCAUGGCAGGGUCCAGUGAGCCCCCUCCUUUAGACAUUGACCUGGAGCUGGUGGAUGGACUGAUAGGUAAACAUGUGGAAUACACCAAAGAUGAUGGCUCCAAGAGAGUUGGCAUGGUCAUACACCAGGUUGAAGCCAAGCCCACUGUGUACUUCAUCAAGUUUGAAGAUGAUUUCCACAUCUAUGUCUAUGACCUGGUGAAACAGUUCUAACCAUUUGUCACAGUGUUGCCAGAGCUGUAGAAAUAAAGUUGUAAAUUUUUUUGAAAA